AUUUAGCUGCAAUGGAGCACGUGGAAAUUCGUGUUGACAAACUCAAGGGGCGGAGCCUGUUUGCAGUAAAGGACUUUAAGAAAGGAGAUAUCCUUUUUGAAGAAACACCCCUUGUAUGUUCCCAGUUUGAAUGGAAUGCGUUAUAUAAGUACCUAGCUUGUGACCAUUGCAUGAAGUCCCUGGAGAAUGCCGAAGACAUGAGCAGGAGACUUGCUGCCAACCCAUCACUGGUGCUACCAUUUCCUCAGUGCUGCAAAGUAAAGAAAGAGGAACAUACAGUUUGUCCUCAUUGUAAGGUGCUGUACUGUAGUGAUGGCUGUAGAGAUUCAGCCUGGCAUCUCUACCAUAGAGUGCUUUGUCAAGGAGCUUCAGUUGCUGAUCCUAAUCAUCCUACAGAAAAACUAAAAGAUGCUUGGAGGAAUAUGCACUACCCUCCAGAAACAUCAAGUAUUAUGUUAAUUGCAAGGAUGAUAGCAUUAGUGAAACAGUGUGACAAAAAAGACCAAAUUUUGUCCAAAUUUGCUGAAUUUUGCAAAUCAACUGUGAACGAAGAAGAGCAUAUAGCACACAAACUUUUAGGGAAAGAAUUCCAGGAACAGUUGGAGAUCCUUCGUUCCUUGGUUUGUGAAGCAUUUUAUGAUGAACAUGUGCAGCAGUGGUUCACGCCAGAGGGAUUUAGAUCAUUGUUUGCUCUUAUUGGUACAAAUGGACAAGGUGUUGGUACAAGUUCUCUGAGUGUAUGGGUUCACAACUGUGAUGCACUGGAGCUGUCGGAUGAAGAGAGACAGACUUUAGAUGCCUUCAUUGAUCAGUUGUAUGUUGAUAUAGAGAAAGAGUCUGGUACAUUUUUGAACUGUGAGGGAUCAGGUCUUUAUACCUUCCAAAGUGCUUGUAACCACAGUUGCCAACCUAAUGCAGAGGUUACCUUCCCCCACAAUAACUUCACACUGCAGAUGGUAGCAGUGCAGGAUAUCAAAGCAGGAGAAGAAAUCUGCAUUUCUUACCUAGACGAGUGUGACAGGGAAAGAAGUAGACAUAGCAGACAAAAAGCUCUCAGGGAGAACUAUCUUUUUAACUGUAACUGUUCAUUGUGCCAGUCUCAAAUUGAUGAUCCUGAUGUUACAUCAGAGGAAGAGGAGGAGGAGGAUGAAGAACAGAUGCAAGAAGAUAGUUGACACAGACAGGGGGAAGUUUAGUCCUGUAUUUGGAGUAAAUAUAUUUCAACUGUGGAAAACUCACCAUAGCUGCAUGUGCAUCUAUAAGUGAAAAUUGUUCAGAAUUAUAAUGAAAUUGAAUGAAGGCAUGCUUAGAGUGAUAUUUAUCAUACAAAAAAAGAGCAUGAUAAAAGUGAUAGAAUUGGUAAACGGUACUAUAAAAUGAAAUAGGGGUUAGACAUUAGCAACAUCAGUAUAUUACAUAAAAGAUACAGAUUGCAGAAAAUAACACGGUUUAAAAAUGUCAAGUCUGAGGUCAUGAAAACCAUUUGCUUUAUGAUAUUUCUUUCAAAAUAUAGGACUUGUUUACAAAGUUUGCAAAUGAGUUGAUGUUUUGCAUGCUCUGCAAUUGCAAACUACUUACUAGUAGGUAUAUGAAUGAGCAAAGUGUUUUUCAUUUGAAAGAUAAUGAAUCUAUUAUAUUUAGAUUAAAUAUUUCACAUAUUUUUUUUUUGCUACUUACCAAUGCGCUUUGUGCCUUAUUUCAGUGAGGAUUUUUAAACCUUUUCUGAAAGACUUAACUCCCCUUUAUAAAAAAAAUCAGUGCGGUGUCAAAAAACUAUGAUAUGCAUUUUUAUCUGUAAAUUCCCAAUUUGAUUCAGUAGUGCAUAGCUUUUGUUACUAUCUCGGCUUGUAUGGGCUCACUUACUACCACAGAAUGUGAAGCAUAGUAGCAUUCAAGUCCUCAGCUUCAGCAUGUGUUUCCCCAAUAGGUAAUCUUAAAGGCCUUGGGUAUAUUCAUUUUGGUCUUCUUUUAUUUCUUGUCCCAGUGGUAAUCCAUUGCACCACUGUGUUCAAGCAUUCUGCCAGUCCUCAGUGCUGUCUUCUCUCCCUGAUGGUCAGCCCAUAGUUUUUGCAGAUGUCCCUUGAAAGCCUUAUUCAGGCUGACAUUGAGUGGUUGAGCCUUUGAAGUACACCCUCGUGGACUGACUGCCAGGGUUGCAUUAGUUUGCCUGGCCUCAAUUUAUCUGGCUGAUUCUUGAACAUUGGAUCAUAUCCUGGAUAAUCUUUUGGGAUCAGGUCCUCUGUAUUGCUGAAUUGUAUAAAGGUUUCAAAUCUGUUAAAAGAUCAGCAACUCCUUGUUGAAUGUUUCUGUCAGUGUUUCAGUUUUAAGUGUUGCAGUGUGAGACCACUGCAUGGGUUUACUAGCCAACUUUGUAAUCAGACCACACAGGUUCAUAUGGAUCAAAUUCCUCAUGUGCCUCCCAGUUAUAUAUGUCGGAUAGGAAAACACAUGAUUGCAUUCUCUAGUCCAUUGUGCCACAAGAAAGUGGCGUUGGGUAUAUUAUAUACAAGUUCAGACAGAUGAGAGUUACAAUUAUCUGCCUGUCUGUUAAACCGUCUGUCUAAUCAACCUAUGUUUGACAUUUGUUGUUGCGGGUUCCGAUGGAUCUGUUGAACUUGUAGGCUGUGCUGCUGUUUAUGGGGGGCCUGCUGGAUCUAGUGAGUGUUUUGAAGCCUAUGCUUUUGUUGUGU
Messenger RNA from Lingula anatina, 2690 nucleotides. RefSeq names its product protein-lysine N-trimethyltransferase SMYD5. Gene Ontology annotation, biological process: negative regulation of gene expression, epigenetic. Gene Ontology annotation, molecular function: histone H4K20 methyltransferase activity; protein binding. Lineage: Eukaryota; Metazoa; Brachiopoda; Lingulata; Lingulida; Lingulidae. The record is from RefSeq and is a predicted model, not a curated record.